GAGGCCGCUGCCCUUCGUUACAAAACGACGGGAAGAAAAACACAAAACAUCCCCCCAGCAUUGGGUUCAUCAACUUUUGUCAAAUGUCGUUCUAUCCACCGCACUGCAAAAACGUUUUGAUUAACAUUCGCAAAAGUCGAGAGGUUGAAUUGCGCGACAGGGAAAGAGUCGGUCGUUCCCGAAUAUAGAAGCGACCAGCCCUUCCGGUGACGGCAUCGUAUUUUUGUUGCUCCUUCUUCCGAGCUUGCUUGUGCAAUUCUGUUCUGGAGAGAAUUUCAUUGUAUAGCUAUCAAAAACUCCGAUCCCAGAAGCCUCUUCUUUUUCGUUGGUCGGUGAUUUUUCAAAGUCCUCUUUUUCCAACAUUCCUUCUCGGCGAAAUCGGUUCUUUGGCCUGCGCUGUGCUGGGGAGCUAAACGGUCCUGGCAGUCAACGUUGUAAUAUAGUGUGUGAAAGUAUAAAUCAAUCAAGAAGCAAACGUAGUACACAGUAAGCACAUAUACCUUUGAUAUUCUUUUUGUAAAUUAGCACGGGAGUGAACAAGUUCAAGUCUUAUAACACAAGAAACAAAGAUGGCUACAUUCGCAACUGAAAUUUGGACGCCUGGUUUGGUAGAAAAGCCCACGCACAGGCAUCCCAGCGUGGCCUCCAGACAAUCAUCUGUGGCGUCUCACAAGGCACCAUCGAGAAAUCCAAGCGGUGCGGCUGGUAGACCUCCGCCAGCCCCAGUGAGCAGUAGUAAUGGCUCAGUCUCGGGAGCAUCGACCGUGUCCGGUGUGGCUGACGAUAAGGGGCGACCUCCUUCACCUAGUAGCAUCACCUUUCCAGUCCCGCCUCGUCGUAAUAUUCUAUACCGCAUCUUCCAUCCGGGGGAAUCCGACGGAGAGCCUGUCUUUGGUCGUUCGCGCCGGUCCUAUGGCAGUGGCAGUGAGGCAGAGUCCGAAGGUGAACACUCGGAUGAGUCUGAUACGGAAGGAUUCUUUGGACGCCCACGUCGUCGACAGAACAGUCUCACGGAAGCAAUGCGCAAAGUGGAACUUAAUGAUUUGACCCGUCGCAGUGUCUCGACCAAGGAAAAGCCCAAACACCGCGGUCCUUCCAUGUUCAAGGGAGCGUCGGAUACUGAGGGUAGUGGCUCCGAGACAGAGCCUGAACCGGCUCAACCCAAGCGUUCGACAUCAAAGUCCAACAUCUUUUACGACCUGCUUCACGGUGGUAGGAAGCCCAAGAGUCAAUCUGCGCCUACGAGCCCUGGCAUCAAUCCCGUCGCUGCCCCGCUCGAGUACAGCUCUGACGACAGUAGCAAGAGCAGUGACUCGGAAGUGGAAACCAAAGUUGAACAUUCUCACAAUCUGUUCAAGGAUCUCAUUAUGCAUGCGCGACAAAAGAAGCAUGCUGUCGCUGGGAAAGCCGCCGAAAGUCAUGCUCGUACCGCAGGUCCUCCUAGCCCCGGUGCGGAUGACAAGCCGGCCAUGAUGAGGUCCUUGUCUGAGAACUCGCUCACCAAAUACGGACGCAAGGAAGAGAUUCUUGGUAGAGGUGCGAAUGCGGUCGUUCGCUUGUGUUGUCCUGCCGACAAUAAGGAAAAGAAGCUCGCCAUCAAAGAGUUUCGUAAGCGCCGCAAGAAUGAGACGCAGAAAGAGUAUGUGAAAAAGCUCGUUGCCGAAUUCUGUAUCAGUUCUACACUCCAUCAUGAGAACGUUGUGACUACUGUGGACUUGAUUCAAGACGAGAAACGGCAUUGGUGUGUCGUGAUGGAGUACUGUGCAGGGGGCGACUUGUUUGGACGGAUUCACUGUGGGUCUCUGAAGGACGUUAUAGAGGUUAAUUGUUACUUCAAACAGCUCGUGCAAGGUGUCGCGUACUUGCACUCUAUGGGUGUCGCCCAUCGUGAUCUGAAACCUGAAAAUCUCCUUUUGGAUAAGUCUGGACGGAUCCUCAAGAUUACUGAUUUCGGCGUCUCGGAAGUCUUCCGUACACCUUUCUGUAGUCUCACCCGGAAAGCUAAAGGGUUGUGUGGGUCCGGACCGUACAUUGCUCCCGAGGAAUUUGAAACAAGCGAAUAUGAUUCAGAGCUUGUGGAUGUCUGGUCCAUUGGUAUCAUCUACUAUGUUAUGAUCUAUAACUCUAUACCCUGGAAAGCCGCUGUACCGAGCGACCCCCGCUACAAGCACUUUCUCGAGAACAAGGGGAAAUUCUGGCCACUAGAUCGCUUACCCCCGGGACCACGUCGAUUGAUGUACCGCAUUCUGGAGCCUAACCCCGCUAAACGUGUCACCAUCAAGGAACUCUUGGAGGACGAAUGGUUCAAGAGUAUCCCCGUCUGUCAUGAGGAAUCCCCGAAUGAGGGUGUUGGUCAUAAACAUGUUUGUACGGCGAGUGCGUUGAAGCGUUGAUGGUGGAUGGUGGAACUUUGACGAUGAGUCUUUUGAAAAAAGCGUUGAAGAUUUUUGGGAUACUGGAUCUUUUGGUAUAUUGUCUAGUGUGGUAUAAUACAACUUUUAUUUUGUUUUGUUUU
Spizellomyces punctatus DAOM BR117 is the source of this 2515-nucleotide messenger RNA. Its product is annotated as HAL protein kinase. The transcript is spliced from 10 exons. Lineage: Eukaryota; Fungi; Chytridiomycota; Chytridiomycetes; Spizellomycetales; Spizellomycetaceae. The record is from RefSeq and is a predicted model, not a curated record. Bases 570 to 2393 code for a protein of 607 amino acids. Gene Ontology annotation, molecular function: ATP binding; protein serine/threonine kinase activity. Gene Ontology annotation, biological process: intracellular signal transduction; protein phosphorylation.